CACAAUUCUUUUAUUGAUAAAGUUCAGAAUAUAUUGAGUACUUUUUUUUUUUUUUGCAAUGAGAUCUGCUAACGAGACAAGUGGAUUUCUUAUUUCGGGAGGGAAUAACAUCUCGUCAUUGGGAUUCAAAGAUAGUGUUCCAUACCAUCAGACUGACUGCAAUGUUUGUAUGUACAAAUAAUUCUUAGCUCAUGGCUGUACAAAAACAGGGAGCUCAGUUACAGUUUGGUGAUCGCUGUGGUACUCCUGUGACUAGGGGUAGAGCCCAGAAAUCCACAUUUUACAUGCCUCUCACAUGAUUCUGGUAAUGGGCCAUGGAUCCAACGGACUAUCCAAUCCUCGGAGUCUCUGUCCACUGUCCACCAAAGGGGACUGUGGUUUUGCAGUGCGAGAACCCGGCUGUGCCACCUACCAGUUGCUCAACCUCUCCAAAAAUCAGAUGAUUCAUCCUCACAACAGGGAUGGCAUUGCACUGCUUGGCCUACCCUUAAAGAGUUGCUGGGAUGAUUAAGUGAGAUGAUCCAUGAGGUGUUAUGAGUAUACUAUGUCCCAGAUACUAACGACAUGCCAAUUAUGUUGAGUUUUUUUUGGCUGCAGAUGCAGACUGCCUGAGCAGCUCCUGCUUGUCUUCUCCUUACUCAAAACGUGUCCCCCAGCACCUUAAAGGCCAGAUCCACUUCAAUCUAACCCACUGUGAUGUGCUAAAGUAAACUCAAUGCAUGGCUUCAUAAAAUGAUAAUCCAGAGCCCCUGGUCCUGAACCUCCUGGCCCUCUAACAUCUUCAACUAGGAUGCUAUCCACUCUUCAUUUCAGCAUCUUCAAUAAUAGAAAACUCAUUCUCUUUCUAAGGUGGCACCACUCCAAAGCUGGAGAAGUAAAAGCUCUUCCUUACGGUAUCUUAAGAAAAAAGGGUGUUUCAAAGGAGUGUGUAGAGGUUGAGUAUGCAGACUGGCUGAGUUUGAGUCCUGGUUCUGCCACUCCCUGGUCACAUGACAACCCCUGUAUGCCUCAAUUUCCAUAUGCACAAUAAUGAUGAUAAUAAUACUUACCUCACAGUGCUGUUGUGGGGACUAAAUUAGUUGAUACAUGUAAUCCACUUAAGAAAUGUGCCAGACACAGCGUGGCUGCUAUGUAAGCAUUAGCUAAUAUUGUUAUUAUCCUAAACCAUGGAGGAGCUCAAAGUAAUGCCUGGAAGCACCCUGAUAUGUCUCGGAGACUAACACUGUCAUAUAGACAGCAUAUACUGAGAGUCAUAUCAAACCAGUUUUGUCAUCAUUUACUGAUUAAAUGGAAUUAUUUCAUUUUACAGGUGAAAAAACCAAGUUUCAAAAAGGUGGGUUAAGCUCACCAGUCCAAGGUCACAAGGGCAGGUAAACGUAUCCUACCUCCUUGUGGCAGGGGGAAUUCAAACCCAGGUCUGUGUAAUUCCUAAGCCCAUCUUCAUCAUGGAGCCCCCCAGACUCCAAACUAUCAGCAGCAGAACUCAACUGACUAUGACCAUACGGGAACUUCAGGCUCAAUUUUCUGCCUGUGAGUUCCUGGUUGGCUUGCAUAAACUGGAGUUAAUACCAUGCUACUUGAACCCAAUUAGGCAGUAAGUCAGCCUGGAAAACAUCAUGCGACGUAUUCCAAAGGUCAAAGUAAAAGCUGGCUUCCAAGGCAGUCUCUGCUGGACACUGCCAUGAAAGUUAGUCUCUGCACAGAUACCAGAGUUCAGCUCGUGAGGUGCUUAACCAGCACCUAAAUACCGGCUUUUAAAAAUUCUCAGAGACGCCAGCACCGGAGGACCCGACACGACGAACUGCCUGGCUCCUAAGUCAACAGCCGGAGAAAGGCGGUUUACUUUUUUCAAAAGCAAACCUUCAUCCCUCUCUUUCGGUUUAGGACCUCAUUACUAUUGUAGCUGUCUUCCCCCAGGCAAAAAUAAAAGGGCGAAGGAGCAGGUUAAGACCGAGGAGGGUUCCCCUAGCCUGCAGGGCGCUGCAACAUCCACCUGAAACACGGAGCUCGACCUACCUUCCCGGAGAGCCCAGCCCGGGAGGGCGUUUCCCCAACGGAUCGACAACUCUUCCCUCCCGGGGAAGAGGCUGCUGUCCUUGGCUUCAGUCAGGGCCACUACAGUCGCGUGCGCGACACCCUUCACCCCCGCCAAAAGAACCUCAUGUUUAAUGUUCCCCUUACUCUAUCACUUCCGCCGAAAGAGCAAACACCAGAGCGAACGGUUAGUCCUUAAGGCCACAUUUAACUACGUCUGAACGCCUGCAGGAGGAACAGCGAAACCCCGGAGAGGAGGGCGUGGGAGGCAGGGAGCGCGUGGGGGGGCACUUGCACAGAGGAUCGUCGUCCUCCCGGCGCCGCGGCCGCCGUGACGCUCCAGCACAGCCUCAGGCCGCUGGCGCCGGGCGGAAACCCCCAUCGGGGCUCAGAGCACAACUGGGGGUCCCCAAUGCCGGCUCCCCCUGCCGCCUCCGCGCGGGAGGCCGUCGGGGCGAUGGCGCAAGACUCCGCUCCCCCCGCCCCCCACAGCGACAACAGCCACGGUGACAAAAUGGCAGCCCGGCGCCCGGCAGUCGUGCCACAGGCGCGCAGGGCCCUGGCGGCGGCUCCUGCCCCCCAGUAACGCCUGGGCGCCCUUCGGGCUCAGCCCCUGGCGGGCCUAGCCGUUAAAAUAAAUAAACAAACAAAAACAAAUAAUAAAAAUAAAACCUGGAGCUCGAAACCAGCCCGGGAAGCCACAAGGCCGGCCCCGCGCGUACUGCACCCCCACCGCCCGCCUGCCCGCGCCCCGCGCCGCAUGGAGCCCGGAGCCCGCAUUCCGAGCCCCGCGCCCCGCGCCGGGGAGGAGGGGCGGGGCGUGCGGCGCGAGCCCCGGGAAACAUGGCUGCUCGUCCUAUUUCGGCGUCGCGGCAUGGCCACCAGCUCCCGGAGCCCAGUUGGGAGAGGUGCCGAAGGAGGCAGCCCCUCUCCUCCUCCUCCCUCGUUAAUCUUCCCCCCAGACGGAGUCACGGGAGCAGCGAUCUGCGAGGGUGAUUUCGCCUCAUUCUCUCCGACCCAAACGCGUGCGCCCGCCGGCCCCCGAUGGGUGCACACUCGCACGCACACUCUCGCACCCACACUCGCACACGCGGGAGCACACGCACAGGUAGUCACACACCAAGGGCAGCGGCGGCGGCAGCCGGAACAUGCUCGGAUGGCAUUGCAACCCCCCAGCCUUGCCAAUUCGCUUGCAGUCCGACCCUCAAACCCGCACCUCCCGGGCGCCCCCCCCAAAAAAAGUGCCUCCCCCCAGCGCGCACACACACACACAAAGUAGGAGAAUGGACCGACAGAGAUAUUUUUGGCAAAUGCUCACAUCAGAGGGCGUCCUGUUCCGCAGCUCUAAAUGAAUCCGUCUGCCCAUCUCCAUCUCUCGCGCUCUCUCUCUGCAGAGGCUCCCGCGCCGGCGGAAUUCAAUCAAUAAACCCCGAACCCACGGCCGCGCGUUUUAGGACUUUGAAGGCUCAACCAGCUCCGCUCGGUUCUCGAGCCCCCAGCACCCGCGGCGCACACUAACCUGAUCGCCGUGGAGGCGGGAUCUGCGGCCCCGCGGACGAGCGGCAGCGGCCCGAGCCAAUCGCCGCCGAGGGUCUCCGGGCAACAGCCAAUAGCAGCGGCGGCGGGGGGGGAAGGGACCAAUGGGCGGGCUGCGCAGCCGGCCAGGGAGGCUCGGCCAUUUGGUUGUGGUGCCGGAGACGGACCCCUUUAGAUUUCGGGGCGGCUGAGGAGCGCAGCGGCUGCUCUGUGGCUGAGUGAGGGGGGUGGGCGGAAUGGCGGGGGAAGGGAAGGUGACUGUGCCUCGAGGGCCGAGCCGCCCGGCCUCGCCAGCCCGCCGCCGCCUCAGCGUUCGGCCGGGGGCGGGGCCGCAGGUGCGUUCUACGAGGGGGAGGGGCGCGGCCGGAGGGGUCGGGUCGGGGUCCCCGCCCGGCUGAGGGCUUCGCGAGGCGGCGCGACGGGGUUGCGGAAGGAGGCGGGAGGCUUGAGGUCUGGGGGCCGCGGGCUGCCCAGCGGGAGGGCAGAUGAAAGGCCUGGAAGGAGGGGAGGGUUCAGGGUGCAAUGCGGGGAGGGGCUCGUCGUGUCCCGGGUCCGGCGGCUAGCGCUGGGGAACGUGGCUGCCCCCGUCACCCCCGCCGCGGCCGCCCAGCCCGCGCCCCUCUUCCCCUCCGGCCUCGUCCCGGUCAGGCCGCCGCCGUCGCCACCCGCGUAUACAUAAGUCAGUAAAAGCAAGAUGCUUCCACUUUUGGAUGACUUACCGCGCGGUCGCGACCCUUCCCACGAAGAGGCUUUUCAGUUUGCUGUCACAUAAGGUCAGCUUGGAAGAAGUGAUCACCAGGAGACACCCAAGAUCUUGUUUAGGCAAUAAAGGAAUGAAGACCAUGGAUUAAGAACUGUUGCUGGAUAUACAGAAUAUUAAAAGGUGGAAAAGGAAGGUGCUCAUAACUCCUGGUUUUCUGGACGAAACAUAAUUUAUGGGCUUUAUAGACCUAGUGAAAGAGAACGGCGCACGGUUUAUUCUAAUCGUCCACCUGAGUCAUUUGGUUCGGUUUGGGUUGCCAAGGAGGCUCUAACUGGAGCACUUUCUCCAGGUUUUUCGGCGUGCUUGCCUUGGGUAUUUUUGAAUCACAUUAAGUUUUAAGAGACCCUAAAGCCCUGAUGCCCACUGGGUUACCGACUUAUGGCACUAAGUUGGCUGCCUGUGGCUGUUAAUAAACCACGGGGAUUGUUGUCAACAAGGACAGAUACAUCCUUACCUUUCCACACAACUGUAUUUUAGUGUCUGUUUCUACAUGUCUGCACUCUUCCCCACACACCUCAAGAUAGUUUUUACGGAUACAUUGUGUUUAUUUUUCAGGAACACGGGUUCAAAGGAGAGAGAAACCAGUAUGUAUGUUGCAAAGUUAAAAUACUGUUACAUAAUAGCAAUACAGUUUCAUUCUUAGACAUAUAAAGUUGAGGAGGAAGUAAAAAGUGACAAUGUAAAUAAAACACAUACAGAAUGCUUACACUGGGGAAGAAGCUGUAGUAACUUUAAUGUUGCAACCUGAUGGAUUGCAAGUGUAAAGCCCUGCAACUAAGGAUUUGACUGAGGAAAUUCUUUCAGAUAAAAUGAUAAAUGGAAUUUGAAGUCUGAUGUUUACUCUGAGUAGGUGGGAAAUGCAACAUAAAAGUUAGAAGUCAUUGUUUUAUUUCAUCUGGGUAUAAAUAGUAUAAUUUAUUUAACUUGUUGACUUACCUGUCAUCCUCAGAUUUUGUUAAUCUUACUGAAGCCUAUUUGUAUAGUUGGAAUUUAUUCUAAGUUUUAUUGGCUUCUUUGUAAUACACGAGAAACCCCAAAUUACCGAUUUAUGCCAUUGAGACAGUUGUUGUUUCUGGAGAUGGUGUUUAGGGUUGUAUUCAAACAGAACCUUAUCAAAACAGGUCAAUAUAGUGUGUAUGAUCUGUGUAACACAGGAGUCCUGAAGUUUGUGUUCUCUUUGAUGGUAAAUGUUCAUCUUCUAUUUAAAAGUUGAACCACAGUUAAGACCACGCUGCUAGCAAUUCGAUAUGAGACAGUGUCUUUCCAGAGGAGUAAUCCCUUAAAAACCAACCAAUCAAAUGCAGAGAUAUGCCCCAUCCAACUCUGCUAAAUAGAAGCAAAUAGCUCACUUUAUUGUACAAAGACUCAAGAGGAAGACUUAGAAGCCCACCCCCUCUCCCAUUAAAGAGAAAGUACAGAAACAAAUUAAAGUUAGAGUUGAAAAAAUCAUGACCUGAUUACUAAAUCACAACAUUAAAUGUGACAGUUGUUUUUAGAAGCAUCUUACUUUUAUGCAUUUUGAUAACUUUUGUAUUAAUGUUAGAAAAUUGAAAGAAGGCUUCACUGGAUGUCAGUCAUUACAGAGACUGAAAUAUCUAAAAGUAUAUGUAUAACCAAUUGAAUACUUUCCGCUUUCCUUACAUACUUGAAAUAAGAAAUUUUCUUUUGCUUUUACAAAUACAUCUAUUUGUAAGAAAAUUUUCAUAUGAUUUUGCUUUUUUAUUAUUAAAAAAAGGAAUAUAGCUCAGCCAAAGCGGAGCUGUAUUUGCCCCACACAACAUGACCAAAUACAAAAAAAAAAAAAAAAAAAAAAAAAAAAACACUGCUCUUACAUACCUUAUUUUACAAAGUUGUUUUUUAAAUUACAUUUUAUUGUAUAUUAUAGGAGUAAAUAAGUGUUCUAAGUGGCAAUGCAGAAAAUAUAGAAAGAAAAGAAAUCCUAUAUCAAGGAAUCUUGGCUGAAUUUUGAAACGGAGUUGGGAACAGGUAAGAGUUCCUAUCUACUGUGUAAUUCUACAAUAGGAAUUGUGUUUGAAAGAUGUAGAAUCUCUAACCUCUGAAACUAGGUUUGAGUCACACUGAGAAAAAUAAAUGAGAUACAAUUCAAAGUUUGACCCCCUAGAGAGAGAGAUGGCCAAGGGAGGAAAGAUCUUCCCGCCUUCUAGAAUAUCCUCCAUCAAGAACCAUUCCAAAUAAAUAAGCAGCCUAUUUUGUUCUUAAAGACCUGUGAUCUAUGAGUAUCUUUAGGCUCUUUUGAAAUGUGUAGGAGAGUACUGUUUUACAAAUAACCAUAUCGUUACUAUUGCCAUUUUAUUAGGUUGGUGCAAAAGUAAUUACCAUUUUAAAAAAAGGCAAAACCACAAUUACUUUUGCACCAAUAGCACAUUUGCCCUUGUUUGGUCUCUGAAGAUGGAGACCUUUUGGUUAACAUCCUUUUUAUGAGUCAAGCUAAUAUACCCACAGCUCAGCUUUUUGUUUUUGAACUUGAAUCACAUCACUGGCAAUCGGCCAUAGUACUCUUACCUACAUCAUGGUUCUGCUGCUUGAACCCCAAAGACAAUGACAUGGAAAAACUCCAGCUUAAUUAUAUUCUCUUUUGUUUGUAUAUGUAAAUAGUUUUUAGGAAUGUAGAUUAUUAUUUUGAAAUCUGUGGUAACAAAUGUGAAAACUACUACAUUUUUAUUUGAAUAGCAAAAUAAUGUUGAAGCCUGGGAUCUAAAAAGUUUAUUCCUUAUUUUCUUUUGCUUAAUAAAGUAUUUGAUAAUUUAGAAAAA
Messenger RNA from Macaca mulatta (Rhesus monkey), 7107 nucleotides. Lineage: Eukaryota; Metazoa; Chordata; Mammalia; Primates; Cercopithecidae. The record is from RefSeq and is a predicted model, not a curated record.